AUGACAGAGUCCCUUCCAGACGAGGAGCUACUCCCAAACAUAAGAGAUGAUUUUGAAAAGCUAGGAAACCGGCUCUUCGAAAGUACCACCAAGUUUGAAUACAAGGCUGUAAAAGCAACCCGGGCUAUCCUAUAUUCCACAUUGACAAUGACAAACUCCUUUGGCUUCCUGAGGAGUAUUAUCCUUACUAUCCGAUUGCCCUCGGUAGAGGAGAACAUUCCAACGCACCAAUUUCACAUCGCGGAACAGGAUAUCUUCUCCGCAAACUCGCGGAUAUGUUACAAGGUGAAUCAGGACGGCCUGAGGCCUCUGCAGACCAUGUAUCAUGUUACUCGACAGAUCGCCAGCGAGAUGCCUUUUGAUUCGAAGUUCCCCGACUAUCUCCACAUUAGUUAUGAUUCUCGCUUGGUUGAAACAAUGCUGGGGGACGAGGCUGAAGGAGCCCAUGCUUCCGUUGCCUGGAUCUAUACAAUUAAUCGCGACGGCGCUCUAAUCAAGGUUCAGACCCCACAUGGCGACGAGAAGGUUGGAAGCUGUUCUCUUGAAGAGUUACGGCGAAUGCCAGGAGUUGGGACUGCUAUCGAAACGGGUGGGAGAAAUACUCCCUCUGACACUGGAUACUUGAUCCAUCGCAUUGGGGCUUAUAGGGAUCGAGAGCCCAUAUAUGACCCCGGCACUGUUGAUUUUAUUGAAUUGUGUGAAGGUGUCGAACAUGUGAAGGGACAGUACUUUGUUUGGGCUGUGGUCUCUAGAGGUGGAGCACGUGCCAGGGCAAUCUUCCCUAGCAUACGCGAGUACCUCCGGUUGUUUAGCUUGCACUCCUCUUGCCAGGAUUUCCUGGAGCAUCAUCCCCACAUGGGCCUUCGCAAUACGCGGCAAACAACAGGAACCAACAACGCUACUUUUUUAUCAUUAUUCGCUGGUAACAGUUUGUUCACUUCUAGCUCAAAUCGUGGCUCCCGGCUAGAGGAGGAGCCAGAGAGUGUGGAGAUGGUUCCCCUUGAGAUAGGAAAUGAGCAACAGGUGAAGGCCUACUAUGAAUCUGCAUUCAUUACCUUCCAAGAAGCCAACUGCCUCAGCGUGGUAAAAGCGUAUAUCAAGCUCAUGGAGUCGCACGAAACAAUCGACUAUUCAUAUAAUGACGACGACGAGAAAGGGACCCCAAAGGGGCCCAAGCCAGGCUGGUGGCCAAAAAACCUCAUCUACCGUGGACUCGAUAGCCAGACGCAGGCAGAACAAAUAUGUCUCCUUAUCCACAUCUUCCGCGAGCUCGGAGAUACAUAUGGCAUUACCGCUGAUAAGCUAGCGGAAGCUGGGCGUGAUGUACGGCCACAGAUAAAACCCCGUAAGAGACUGGAUAUCCUGGAUGAGCUCUAUAAGGUCCGGAGGGCAGAAGAGAGCUACAAGAGGGGCGAAAUAGAGAUCCCUCCGCCUCAUAAGGUUUACGGUCUAGUUCGUGUCAUUCGCUCCGAUUUUAUCAGAGAGAUCCAGACAAACCCCUUUCAUACUUGGAACGAGCUUCGAGAAUCCUUAGUGCCUCUACCCGGUAUCCUUCAAUAUCGCCUCCAGCCUCCCAAUUUUGAAACAGGGAUAAGCCAGCUAAACAGGUCUCCCGCCGCAAAAGGCAUACACACUGGCCUAUACAGAGGUCGUGCGGUCGCAUAA
Messenger RNA from Nannizzia gypsea CBS 118893, 1665 nucleotides. RefSeq lists its product as hypothetical. The transcript has 11 exons. NCBI's taxonomy places the organism in Eukaryota, Fungi, Ascomycota, Eurotiomycetes, Onygenales, Arthrodermataceae. The coding region runs from base 1 to 1665 and encodes 554 amino acids. The record is from RefSeq and is a predicted model, not a curated record.